Symbiodinium pilosum is the source of this 1744-nucleotide messenger RNA. NCBI's taxonomy places the organism in Eukaryota, Dinophyceae, Suessiales, Symbiodiniaceae. The record is from the annotation of a GenBank genome assembly.
GCCUUUGAAGUUUGGGCGAUGUUUGCAUCCUGGCUUGGAGAAGUUGGACAUCGAAGUCCAGGAAUAUGUUUGGCUAGACGGCCCCCUGGCGGACCGAUCGCAGCUGACAAACUUGCUGCGCAUGUGGGAUCUUAGCCGACCAAACCUUGUGAUAGAGCUGGUUGGGGGCUACUGCCAUCCGAAGCACAUGUUGCUGCCAGCAGACCUCGAUACGCUGCAAAGAUCGGCGAUCGGCAAGGUGGUGUCUGAUGCGAAGCGAGUACUGCAGCUGCAAUCAGGAUUGCCAGACGGCGAGGUUGACAUGGAGCAGUUGCAGAGGAUGGUGGGGAAUAGCCUCUACGAUCGACUGGUGGAAGCCAUGGUCGCAGUCGUGGAGGCUUGCGCGGCGACCAACUGCUGGCUCAUGAUCGACAUGCCCAACAUCGGGCAGAUGCCCUAUGUGUUGGAGCAGGCACUCUUCCGUACCAAGAGUCGGCCGGUGAUACUGGUGUUCGUAGAUCCGACCGUGCCUGACAAGUUUCGGACAGGCAAUCAUCCGUACCAGGACGCGGCGUGGAAGGCUCUGGAAGAAGGAGCCAAAGAAGUCCAUCUGGAGGAGACCUUGGACUUCAAGCUGAGACUGCAAACCUUGUCAGACGACCUCUUCCCCCCGGGCCAGGAUUGGUGGCCAGUUCCGGACCACGAGGCACCCGUGGAGGCCGCAAAGCGGAACACGCUGUGGCAAUCCCAUUAUGGAAGAUGGUUCUUCCGCGCUGCUAGUCACUACAUCUUCUGCCCUUGUGCUGGGAGUUUCAACUCCAGCGCCGUGGCCUUCCCACUGGAGUGGCUUGGGAAAUCGGGGACCAUCUUCAGCUGUGGUGCAAUCGGGCCCGGACACGUCAGUGACAUGAUCUUUGACAACCUGGACAACGGCAAAGCGACCAUCCUCCUCAAGUACACUGGGCAAGCUACGGACCUCUGGAGCCACGCGCUGGACGCCAUGACGAGCCUUGCAGAAGCUGGAGAGUUAAGUCUCGAUAGCGGCGCCGCAGGAAUCCUCCAGCGGAUGCACGAGAAGCUGGGUAGCGAGGCCCGCGAGCAGCUGAUGCAAAACAACUGGGCUAGUCAAAGCCUGUUUCCCUCUCUGAGGUCACUGCUACGCAAAGACUGGUCUCGCUUAGCGCAGACUUUCGUGGUGGUGGAUUGCUUCAAGGAUGCACCUGACGCUGUUUUGGACAAGGUGAGCUCCUGCCUGGCCAGCAGCUGCGGAUCUGGUCUUCUCCUGGGGACCGAAAGCAUCCGCGCACGAUGCGUGGAUGAAGCGCAGAUGAUGCUGUCUCAGCUGCGCUACAACGCACGCAGGUUUGCCAUCCUCGCCAAUCUCAUGGCAGUUGGAGGCGUUGUGCUGUCCAUGGUCUCCACCCUCGUCGCGGUGACCAGCGCCUGGAUGGAUGUCAACUUUGACGCCAAGAAGGCUUUCCCCUUCCUGCAGUCCUUCUCCCACGUGGCUUUGGUCGUUUUGCCGGCCUUGGGGGGGCUUGCGUUUACGCUGCUGUCGCGCCUCAGAUACAUGUCAAAGUGGGGCGCCGCCCACUUGGCUGCCGAGCAGGUGGAGUCGGAGAUCUACAAGUUCAGGAUCCAGGCCAGCGACUACAAUCCUCAGGAUGCGCCAGAGCAGGCCGCACACAGUCCAGCGAUGUUAGCGUCCAACAUUUCGCGCAUCUAUGGAACCAUCGCAGGCGAGUUUCACCAUGACUCCCUUUAU